AUGGUCAUAAAGGACCCACAGGCUCCAUUUAAAAAUAAAGAUCAAAAGGAACAGAAAAGGGAAAACAGUCCCCAGUAUGGGUUUGGCUCAUUGUGUAAAAAGAGGUGUAACAAUAACUGCAAAAGAUCCUUGGAGAACAUGAUAAAAACACCCAUGGGACUGCAGCAAAACAACUUGGCAAAAUUUGAGGAAAAGAGGCAAAGACCACGGCAAAGCCCUAUACGCAGAGCUCUUCGAAGCACGCUCAGAAAUCAGGCCUCUGCCGAGCGUGGGGACAGAUACCUGUACUUCGGUCACAGAGUGGAUUGCCGCUUCAUUCACAUAUUCCCACAUGUAUGGCCUCUAAAGGUUACAUAUGCCAUAAAGCAGUGUCCAGUGGUUCAGGGCAAUUUUAACCCUCAGCUUAACACCACCACAGCCUACAACCAGCUCCUUCGGGAGCGUUUGCGUGAGGGGCGUUCGCUCGGCGGCCGAGGGGCAGGGGCACGCCCCGCAGCGCGGCGGAAAGACCCGGGGUUUCCGUCUUCGUUUUCAGUCAAGACUCUGAUUGACCGUUCCUGUUUUGAGACUAUAGAUGAUACUUCCCCUGAAUUUAAUAAUUUUGCAGCCAUUCUGGAGCAGAUUCUAAGUCAUCGACUGAAAGGUCAGAUCACCUGGUUCGGCUAUGAAAGUCCUCGUAGUUUCUGGGACUACAUUCGAGUAGCUUGCCGAAAAGUCUCUCACAAUUGCAUCUGCAGUAUUGAGAACAUGGAGAAUGUCGGCUCUUCUAGAGCUAAGGGUCGAGCCUGGAUCAGAGUAGCACUUAUGGAAAAGCAUUUGUCUGAAUAUAUUUCCACAGCUCUGAGAGACUUCAAAACGACCAGGAGAUUUUAUGAGGAUGGAGCAAUUGUUCUUGGUGAAGAAGCAAAUAUGCUUGCUGGUAUGCUGUUGGGACUCAAUGCAAUUGAUUUCAGUUUUUGUCUGAAGGGUGAGGGAUUGGAUGGCAGCUUUCCAGCUGUCAUAGAUUAUACACCGUACUUGAAGUUCACCCAAAGUUCUGACAGCAUCAGCAGUGAUGAAGAAGAGCUAAGAACGCUGGGCAGCAGUGGCAGUGAAGGCAGUACUCCAGAGAACAUUGGUCCUCCUUUCAUCACAGAUGAAAACAGUUGGUACAACAAAUGCAAAAGGGUAGAACAGAAGUACCGGCUUGCGUUGGAACAGAAGGGUUACCUUGAAGAAUUGGUACGACUCAGAGAAAACCAGCUAUCUGAAUCUGUCUCACAGAAUAAACUGCUGUUACAAAGAAUUGAAGAUAUGGAUCUAGCCCAUAAAAUGGAGAAGGAACAGCUGGAAUAUAUCAUUGUGGAACUGCAAGACCAGUUGACUGUGCUAAAGAAUAAUGACUUGAGAUCAAGACAAGAAUUAACUACUCACCUCACCAAUCAGUGGCCUUCCCCAGGAGCUCUGGAUGUCAAUGCUGUUGCCUUGGACACUCUACUCUAUAGAAAGCACAAUCAACAGUGGGACGAGAAAAGUUUUCAAAGUCUGGACCAACUUUCAGCAGAAGUUAGUCUUUCUCAGUCCUCUCUGGAUCCAGGUCAUUCGCAGGACGGGAAGCAGGAUGGAAUGAACUUGUUAAAUGAAGGGAAGGAAGACACUCCGUCGUUGCUUGGUCUUUGUGGCUCUCUCACUUCAGUAGCAAGCUACAAAUCUCUCACAAGUCUGAAAUCCAGUGAAUAUCUUGCAAGUCCCACAACAGAGAUGACGAGUCCAGGCUUAACGCCAUCUUGAGAUGCACACAGGAAGGAAGAGCUUUGUGUUGUAUGCAUUUGGUUUGUGUUCCAUAAAAUGACUUGCAAUGAGGACCGCUAGUUUUAAGUUAAAAAAUACGCUGCUUUGUUUUUUCUUUUCAUGGUUUCCUGUUUAAUUCACAAAUUCUGUCAGUUUUCAUUUUUUCCCCCCAGAGGACUUUUCAGAUUUUCUGUUUUGGUCUUGAAUUAUUUCAAGCUCUUAGUCAGGUAUGGGACAUAUAAUCAGAUGCUUAUGACUGAUUUCUAAAAUGAAACAGUUGGAAAUCAGUCCCCUAGUUAACUGCC
Opisthocomus hoazin is the source of this 2075-nucleotide messenger RNA. The record is from RefSeq and is a predicted model, not a curated record. Lineage: Eukaryota; Metazoa; Chordata; Aves; Opisthocomiformes; Opisthocomidae.